Messenger RNA from Grammomys surdaster, 1759 nucleotides. It is a transcript of the gene Slc35d2, whose product is annotated as solute carrier family 35 member D2. The record is from RefSeq and is a predicted model, not a curated record. Lineage: Eukaryota; Metazoa; Chordata; Mammalia; Rodentia; Muridae. The transcript has 12 exons. Bases 426 to 1307 code for a protein of 293 amino acids. Gene Ontology annotation, cellular component: Golgi apparatus. Gene Ontology annotation, molecular function: GDP-fucose transmembrane transporter activity; antiporter activity.
UUUUGUCUUACAUUUGGGAAAACUCAGACCCACAUCAGGUCCACAGGUUGUAAGUGGACGGAUACUGUUGAGUGCCUACUCUGCUGAGCCCAUGGCGGGUGCUGGACAAAACGGUAUGGACCAUGUAGAACUUCUUCUAUGGAAGUUCUGCUUCAACAGUAGGGAGUAAACAAACACGUUCAAGAACUGAUAAAGCAUUUCAGAUGUCACCUGAGAGAAGAAGCUCAGAGGUUGGUGCCAGAAUACCAGGCAGAAGAGAGCAGCAAGAACUUGGUCUCCUGGAAGAGCAGAGAGAAAGUCGACAUGGCUAGAAGACCGGAAGGGAGUGGCCAUGUACCAAGGAGACCCCAGUAGAACUAUACAGGGAGGGCAGGGACAGAGCCUUCAUUCAUUCAGUGAUACUGUGUGCCCAGGAUGUGAUAGCCAUGCUAUCAAGGGAGCAGAACAGUUUUCCCUCACCAAUUGUUCUUGGAAUUGGACAGAUGGCCACCACCAUAAUCAUACUGUAUGUGUCUAAGCUAAAUAAAAUAAUCCACUUCCCUGAUUUUGACAAGAAAAUUCCUGGAAAGGUGUUCCCUCUGCCUCUUCUCUAUGUUGGAAACCACAUAAGUGGCUUAUCAAGCACAAGUAAAUUAAGCUUGCCGAUGUUCACCGUGCUCAGGAAAUUUACGAUUCCACUUACUUUAUUCCUGGAGGCCAUCAUACUUGGGAAACAGUAUUCAUUGAACAUCAUCCUCAGCGUCUUGGCCAUCGUUCUUGGGGCUUUCAUAGCAGCUGGCUCUGACCUCACAUUCAACUUGGAAGGCUACAUUUUUGUAUUCUUGAACGAUAUCUUCACAGCAGCAAAUGGAGUUUAUACCAAACAGAAAAUGGACCCAAAGGAACUGGGGAAAUACGGAGUCCUUUUCUACAAUGCCUGCUUCAUGCUCAUCCCAACUGUCAUUAUUAGCGUCUCUACUGGAGACUUUCAGCAGGCCACUGAAUUCAGCCACUGGAAGAAUGUCUUAUUUAUCCUACAGUUUCUUCUAUCCUGUAUUUUGGGGUUUCUGCUGAUGUACUCCACAGCUCUUUGCAGUUAUUACAACUCAGCUCUGACCACGGCGGUGGUUGGAGCGAUCAAGAAUGUAUCGGUUGCCUACAUUGGGAUGUUGGUUGGUGGAGACUACAUUUUCUCCCUCUUAAACUUUAUAGGGUUAAAUAUUUGCAUGGCGGGUGGUUUAAGAUACUCCUUUUUAACACUAAGCAGCCAGUUGAAACCUAAACAACCUGUGGAUGAAGAAAGCAUCCCUCUGGAUCUGAAGAGCUAGGCUGAAGACAGAGUUGCAGGCCUAGUCUGGAAAGAGCAGCCCCAGCAGGAGUGGGCAGCACAGAGGUCCCACCCAUGGUGGAGUCACCUAUUUGGUCAGAGCACAAAAAGGAAUGUCUUUGAAAUACAAGGAAAGCUACCUCACAUGUUACUGCACAACGAGCCACGAGGAACCCAGGACUCAAAGUACAGAACCUUCCCAACUAAGCAAAUUUGCUCAAAGUCAGCCACGGGGCCCUCACUGUGUGCUGAGUAAGAUGUUUCAAGGGUGACUUUGCUUAUCAGCACCGUGACCUUAAUUCUAAAGGUCUCAGCCAAUGAAAAGGAGGGAAAACUUUUUGUUGUUGAAACAUGUCUUUGUAAGAGUCGUUCAGUUUUGAUUUAUGCUACGUUGGUAUGGGUUUUUUUUCCCCAAGUCAUCUCAGUGAAAUAAAGUCAUUUCUAUAUAUGCCA